CGAAACAUUUAUUUCAACCAUAUGCACAAAAUAUAUACGAAGUGACAGAGUUCUACUCUAAGUAUUUGUUCCAACUUCACGAUGGAUAGAGUGUGGUCGUGGAGAUUAAUUGUUACGCUUUCUUUGUUCCUGCAUUCUCCAAUUUGUUCUUCUGACAAAGCUCCAAACUACUCCUUCAUGCGCGACGCCGAAGGGACUCCAACGACGUCGUACUACGACUACAUCAUCAUCGGUGGCGGGACCGCCGGAUGCCCUCUAGCCGCAACCCUAUCUCAAAAUUCUAGCGUUUUGCUAUUGGAACGCGGUGGCGCACCAUACAACAACCCAAACAUCACGAGACUCUCGGCUUUCGGAGCCGCUCUUUCUGAUUUGUCAGAAGCCUCACCGUCUCAGCGUUUCAUAUCGGAGGAUGGCGUCAUAAACGCACGUGCUAGAGUUCUCGGCGGGGGGAGCGCUCUCAACGCCGGCUUCUACACACGCGCCGGAACCAAAUACGUUAGAAACAUGGGUUGGGACGGAGGGCUAGCGAACGAGUCGUACCGUUGGGUAGAAGCCAAAGUGGCGUUUCAGCCGCCGAUGGGACGGUGGCAAACCGCUGUGCGAGAUGGCUUAUUGGAAGUUGGAAUCGUCCCUAAUAAUGGUUUCACUUAUGAUCACAUCAAUGGCACUAAGUUUGGUGGUACUAUUUUUGAUCAUAACGGCAAUAGACACACCGCCGCCGAUUUGCUGGAGUACGCCGAUCCCAAGGGUAUCACCGUCCUUUUGCAUGCCACUGUCCACCGGAUCUUAUUUCGGACUCGAGGUACCACCAAGCCAAUAGCCAACGGAGUUGUGUACCGAGACCGGAACGGUCAGGCCCACCGAGCUUACCUAAAGGAAGGCUCAUCUAAUGAGAUCAUAGUAUCCGCUGGAACACUAGGUAGCCCACAACUCCUUAUGCUAAGCGGCGUCGGCCCAUCAGCUCAAUUACAGGCACAAAACAUCACGGUGGUGAUGGACCAGCCUCAUGUGGGUCAAGGGAUGCACGACAACCCAAUGAACGCCGUGUUCAUCCCUUCUCCGGUCCCUGUUGAGGUCUCACUCAUUGAGGUAGUUGGAAUUACUGGCGAAGGAACAUACGUUGAGGCUGCUGGUGGCAAGAAUUUUGGCGGUGGUGGUAGUAGUGGCAGUGGUUCCUCUGCUAGAGACUACUAUGCGAUGUUUUCUCCAAAGGCAACGUUACUAGAGUCGAAUUCAAUGAAGUUAUCAUCAGCCCAACCUUUUCAAGGAGGCUUCAUUUUAGAGAAAGUAAUGGGCCCAUUAUCCACGGGUCAUUUGGAGCUUCUGACCCGAAACCCAAAUGAUAACCCAGUUGUGACUUUCAAUUAUUUCCAGCACCCGGACGACCUAAAAAGAUGCGUUCGAGGGAUCCAAACUAUAGAGAGAGUUGUGCAAUCCAAGGCGUUUGCACGGUUUAAGUAUGCAGAUAUGUCUUUUGAAUAUUUGCUUAACCUUACGGAGAGUACUCCAGUCAAUCUGAGGCCACCUCGCAGCGGUCCUGGAGCCUCCUUGCCUCCAUCAGCUGAGGAAUUUUGCCAACAUACAGUUACAACAAUUUGGCAUUACCAUGGAGGAUGUGUUGUGGGUAGAGUGGUCGAUGGGGAUUAUAAGGUUAUUGGUAUCGACCGACUUAGAGUCAUUGACAUGUCCACCGUUGGUUAUUGUCCCGGUACAAACCCUCAAGCCACGGUUAUGAUGCUUGGCAGGUAUAUGGGUGUGAAGAUCAUGAGAGAGAGACUCGCCAAUAAGUAGAGUUUUGAAACGGAUCAGGGUUUUAUGGAAAUUACGUUGUUACACAUGAAAUGAAUCCAGAUCUCAUUGAUCAAUGUUUUAGUAGCUGCUUAUAAAUUAUCCGUGGUACUUUUCUUGUUAGAGAAUGUGAUUUAUUGCUAGAGAAUUUUCGCACGCACGUUAA
Messenger RNA from Raphanus sativus (radish), 1954 nucleotides. Its product is annotated as protein HOTHEAD. NCBI's taxonomy places the organism in Eukaryota, Viridiplantae, Streptophyta, Magnoliopsida, Brassicales, Brassicaceae. Gene Ontology annotation, molecular function: flavin adenine dinucleotide binding; oxidoreductase activity, acting on CH-OH group of donors. The transcript has 5 exons. The record is from RefSeq and is a predicted model, not a curated record. Bases 82 to 1791 code for a protein of 569 amino acids.